AUGAAGGCUUUUCUUCUAACAGCCAACCUAAAUAGCCCUUUCCCCCGAAGAUCAGGCGCACAGAGCGCGCUCUGCCUCCCGAGACAGCGCUGCUGCGGCCUCUCCCAGUGCCCUCCACGGAACGCCCGCGACACCUACACAAAGUGUAACUCCGAACCAGCUGCAGCCCUCAGCGGCAUGCCGCGAGCCGUGGCGUGCCGCUUUCACGUGCGCAAGACUACUACUGAAACCGCAGCGUUCAGCCCCUGCGGUCACCGCCGCGCCCCUCCCUGCGGGACCGCAACCCGCCGCGCCCAGCCAGCCGCCUCCGCAGCCCCCGGGCCGCCACCACGGCAGGACGCUGAGCAAGCGGCGGGGGGCGUGGGAAGGCGGCGGCGCCGCCUCAGCCGCUUGCCUGCGCGAGGCUUUUCCCGCGGUCCCCCCGUCAGCGCCCGGCGAGUGGUACGCUCCGCCCCGGCGUCUGCCCGGCGCGGGCCAAUGGCAGCGGCCGCGGGAGGCGGCGGCGGGGCUGCUGCCGCGCUCUGCGUGCGUGUGCGGCCGCUCAUCGCCAGGAGAGACUCUGCUUUAGAAGGUAAAUUGUCACUGCGCUGGAAGAGUGACAAUAAUACCAUUUCUGAAGUGCAUGGCACAAAAGUGUUUAGUUAUGAUCCUGUGUUUCGCUCAAGCGACAGCACUCAGCAGCGAUGUGAAGGUGUAGCAGUUCCAAUUCUGCAGUCAGCUGUACAAGGCUAUAAUGGCACAAUAUUUGCUUAUGGACAGACAGCUUCAGGGAAGACAUCCACCAUGAUGGGAAAUGAGGAUUCUCCAGGCAUAAUCCCUAAGGCAAUUCAACAUCUCUUCAAAGCUGUUUGUGAGAUUCCAGAUACAGACUUCCUGCUGAGAGUUCCUUGCAUGGAAAUCUCCAAUGAAAUCAUUGCUGACUUGCUUUGUGACCCCAGGAAAGAAAAGCCUCUGGACAUUAGGAGGAUGUUAAUGUAAGUGAAUAGGAAUAGAUUUGUGGAAGACCUGAUUGAAGAGGUGGUGGUGGCCCCUGAAGAAGUGAUGGAAUGGAUCAGUGUGUGUAUCAGAAUGCAAGCAUUAAGUAUGCCAGUAUUGGGUUUUGACAGGGAAUCGCCGCUGUGGGGAAAGCAAUGGAUCAUUGAAAGCAGAGAAAAAAGUGACCUUGCCAAUGCAAGCUGUGAUGGAGCAGUGAUGGUAUCCCACCUGAGCUUGGUAGAGCUGGCAGGCGGUGAAGGAGCUACACAAACAGGAUCUGAAGGUGUGUGAGGGCAGGAAGGCUGCAGCACAAACCGGAGCUUGCUCGUUCUGGGCCAAGUCGUCAAACAGCUUUCUGAUGCCCCUUCUGGCCUCAUCAGUCCCAGAGACAGCAAGCUGGCUCGAAUUCUGCACAGCUCCCUGGGAGGGAGCGCUCAGACAGUUGUUGUUUGUACAAUGACUCCUGUUUCCUUUGAUGAAACACUCAGUACUCUUCAGUUUGCCAGUACAGCCAAAGGAGUGAGGAACACUCCAGAAGUCAAUGAAGCUGAUGAUGAUGCUCUCCUGAAGAGAGACCACAAGGGAAUUCUGGAUUUGAAAAAGCAGCUGGAGGAAGUAUCUUCCAAGACUCAAAUUCAUGCAAUGGAGAAAGACCAACUGGCCCAGCUGUUGGAAGGAAAACCUUCUCUUCAAGAAGUACAGGAAGACAGGAUACACAGUUUAACUGGAGUGCUGGGGACUUCUGCCUCCUUUCCCUCUGAAGCAAUGCUGAAGCCAGCCAAGAAAAGAAGAAGGGAGGCUUGGGCUCCUGCUGAAAGAAACCAGACAAAUGUGAGGUAUUUUGAAGAAACUGAGUCAAGGCCAUCUGAAACAAAGGAAAUGACAUUGUCUGUGUUUUCACCAACAGACAUGGAGGGUUCUGAAAACAGGCAGCUGAGCUUAGCAAUAAAUGAAGUGAGGGAGAAGCUGAAGGAAGAAACAGAAACCGAUGAAUCUGAAGCACUGGAAGAACAAACACAAGAAGACUGAGGUAGGGUGCAAGACAGACCUGAAAUUACCAACUUAAAGAAUAUGGUUUCAAAUGCUGAGGUGUGCAGUGAGGAGCUGGAGGUGAUGGCAGAAAUCAAGUUGGAAGAGUUGAAAGAGAGAGGCAACAAAAUCAAGGUACUGCAGAGCCCAGUGGGAGACCUACAGAAUGCAGUAGCAGAGAAAAAGGACACAUCUCUCUCAGGGGGAAAUUCUGAUAAGCUACUUGAAGAAAUUCAGCAGCUGAACAAAUCCCUCUUAGAUAGCGAAGCCAUAGCCUUGGAUGUCCACAAAGCUGCUUUUCUCAGAAGUGACAGUCUGGAGCUGAAGGAGAGGAUGGAUGAACUCCCAAAUAACUGCAAGCAAAUGCAAAAGGAUGUUCAGUUCUAUCAAAGCCAAACAGAAGCAGGAGAAGCCAGUUACAGAAGAAUGCAAGCUGGCUUGCAGAGAGAGCUGCAGGCUGUAUUUCACAGCACAGGGCUGACUUCACUGACGGAGGGCAGAGUUCCCAGCGAUCUGCUCUCUCUUGUUGAGCUGGGAGAAAAGGCAGCUGACUUAAAAGGAGAACUAGAAAAAGCAUUGAAAGAAAAUGCACUUCUACAAAGCCAAGUACAUGAGCUAUCACAACUUCAGUCUCUUCCAAAUACUGUUGAGAUGCAGCAGAGAGGUAAAUCUGAGCUGCUUGAAAAAUGUGAGGAACUACACUUCUUAACAUGGGAAAAGGAGAAGCUGCUUUCUGAAGUAGCUGAUAGUGAAAUUAGGCUCAAAGAGAUGACUGAAGGCACUGGAAAAGCAGAGGACACUCUAGCAGAUGCACGGCUUAGGUAUGUGAGCUCUGAUCAGGAAUACCUAGCACUUAAAGAGCUCCCUGGAGAGCUGGAGCAAAAAUACCUCUCUGUGUCAGAAAACAAUGAGCAAAUACAGCUCCAAGUAGAUGUUCUGGCUCAAGAAGCACAAGAGGCUAAAGCAGCUCUGCAUGAAGGGAAAUCAGAGCUCAGCAGCUGAAUGAAAGACCUGGAAGAGGAGAAAGCAGAGUACAAACAACAAGUUCUUCAGGCAAGAGAAGAAGAUAUUGGGCCUCAGCAGAAGUGAAAUGAAUUGGAACAAUUGGAAGGGCAAGAAAAGGUUCUGGCUGAGACCAAGGAUUCAGAGAUCCAGGCAGUUCUUCAGCAGCUUACUGGGGGGCAAGAAACAAUGAGAACUCCGACUCAGGAAAGAGAUGACCUGAAGCAAAGAGAGGAGUCUCUCCAGGCUGAGACAGACCAGCUCAGAGAGGAUAGAAAGGAGACUGUGUCAGUGGUAGGAAUUCUGUUGGCUGUGGACGUCAACAUUCAGAAGCUGGGAAAUGAAAUGAAUGAAGUAGCAAAAGAUGUUGAAAGAUGA
Molecule: messenger RNA, 3384 nt
Organism: Dryobates pubescens (Downy woodpecker)
Lineage: Eukaryota; Metazoa; Chordata; Aves; Piciformes; Picidae
Product: centromere-associated protein E-like
Biological process (GO): mitotic cell cycle; microtubule-based movement
Cellular component (GO): microtubule
Molecular function (GO): plus-end-directed microtubule motor activity; microtubule binding; ATP binding
Source: RefSeq, a predicted model, not a curated record